UCAUAACUCUUCCCUAUAAGUAUAGUCCUCCGGGACUCCAAAGUCUUUCACACGAGCAUCCAAAUUAAACUUCCCUAGAAGAGAAUGAUCAAGUUGAGAUCAAAGAGGCUGUUCAAGAGAAGUUCUAAGGUGAAUCACAGCGGCGAUGGAGCUAUCGAAGGCCAUGGUGGUGGCGGCGGUAUCCAAUGGGAGGUGCGGCCUGGAGGAAUGCUGGUUCAGAAGAGGGAAUGCGAAGAGGGAGGUGAUGAAGUAAUCACAGUGAGAAUAUCCACUGGAUUUAAUUCUCAUUACAUCUCCCUGGGAGCCACGGCCACAUUCUGGGAGAUGAAGAUGGCAGCGUCCAUGGUGACAGGAUUAGAGCCGAGGGAGCAGAGGCUUCUGUUCAGGGGAAAGGAGAGAGAGGACGAUGAGCAUCUUCACAUGGUGGGAGUCAGGGACAAGGACAAGGUGCUGCUUUUAGAGGAUCCUGCAAUUAAAGAGAGGAAGUUGAGAGCCAUGGCAGGAAUAAGCCAAGUGAUGAGCAGCCCUUGCCGCACCAUUAUCCAAGUGUAAGUAACUACACAAAAAUCAAGUUGGAUUUUGGUCAGCUCAGAGUCCUUAGAACUAACGAAACUGAGAAGCCAAGUAGUUUGUAAUUGGCCAGGUGAUGAAUUAACUAACUGUAAAGCUGUUGUAGAAGCUCCAGAGUCGCAUUCCUGAAUGGUUAAGUAAUGGAAUGAAAACUUGUGUUACUUCUGUUUCAUGUGGUUGAGGCAUCAAAUCAUCCGAUUCGAGAUAAUGAAGCUGGUAGCAUGAUCAUA
This is a messenger RNA of Zingiber officinale, 800 nucleotides long. Its product is annotated as BAG family molecular chaperone regulator 1-like. The record is from RefSeq and is a predicted model, not a curated record. Gene Ontology annotation, molecular function: protein binding. The transcript is spliced from 2 exons. NCBI's taxonomy places the organism in Eukaryota, Viridiplantae, Streptophyta, Magnoliopsida, Zingiberales, Zingiberaceae. The coding region runs from base 85 to 552 and encodes 155 amino acids.